CGAUCGCCGAGGCCGGGGCCCGGACGGAGGGCACGGCGGGGCUGCGAGCACGCUGGGGCGCGUGGAGGGCCACGGAAGGCGAGAUGAGUCUGGUGGGGGGCUUUCCCCACCACCCCGUGGUGCACCAUGAGGGCUACCCGUUCGCCGCAGCUGCCGCCGCUGCUGCCGCUGCCGCCGCCAGCCGCUGCAGCCACGAGGAGAACCCCUACUUCCACGGCUGGCUCAUUGGCCACCCAGAGAUGUCGCCCCCCGACUACAGCAUGGCCCUAUCCUACAGCCCCGAGUACGCCAGCGGCGCCGCAGGCCUGGACCACUCCCAUUAUGGGGGAGUGCCGCCCGGUGCCGGGCCUCCGGGCCUGGGGGGGCCGCGCCCGGUGAAGCGCCGAGGCACCGCCAACCGCAAGGAGCGGCGCAGGACUCAGAGCAUCAACAGCGCCUUCGCCGAGCUGCGCGAGUGCAUCCCCAACGUGCCCGCCGACACUAAACUCUCCAAAAUCAAGACACUGCGCCUGGCCACCAGCUACAUCGCCUACCUCAUGGACCUGCUGGCCAAGGACGACCAGAACGGCGAGGCGGAGGCCUUCAAGGCGGAAAUCAAGAAGACCGACGUGAAAGAAGAGAAGAGGAAGAAAGAGCUGAACGAAAUCUUGAAAAGCACAGUGAGCAGCAACGACAAGAAAACCAAAGGGCGGACAGGCUGGCCGCAGCACGUCUGGGCGCUGGAGCUCAAGCAGUGACGACGACGAGGAGGAGGAGGAGGAGAGCUAGUGAGCCUGGAGCCAAGGCGCCAGAUGCAGAGCCAGGACUCCCCGAAAGCCCUUGGGCUCGGUUCUGAGGACUUCUAGCAGUUGGAUCAUCCGGUUUAUUUAUGUGCAAUUUCCUUCCCCCCUCCUUUGUUCCUCCCCCCCUUGAGGCAUCUGCUCCCCACCUCCCUCUCAAAAAAAAGUGGAUAUUUGAAGAAAAGCAUUCCAUGUUUUAAUAUGAAGAGGACACUCCCGUGUGGUAAGGGACCCCGUCAUUUUCUGUGUGUGAAUGUUCCCUCUUGGCUGCAUAGACACCAGCGUUGCCCCCUCCCCCACCUCCCCAACUUUUUCCAGAUAAAGACGUGGACACUAGUGCAUAUGUGAAGUGUAUCUUUAAUACUCGGCCUUUGGAUAUAAAUAUUCCUGGGGGUUAUAAAGUUUUAUUUCAAAGCAGAAAACGGGGCCGCUAACAUUUCUGUGGAGGUCAGUUAUCUAGCUAGUGCUGUCAUUUCCAAUGUUGUUGUUCCUUUUGGAAGAUGUUUCCACCAGCUACUUGUUUUGUGCACUUCCGUCCUCUAAAGCUAAGUGGAAAUUAAUUAAUAUUGAAGGUGUAAACGUUGUAAGUAUUCAAUAAACCACUAUGUGUUUUUCUACAAAAGCAACAAAACAAAACAAAACCCUAAUCUUUAGAUGGGUAUACCUCAAAAGAAAUUUGAAAACAAAGCUGUUACACUUGUUUUCAUAAUAUUUAAAAUAUUCAGAAGUAAACUAAGUUAUCGUAAUCGCCUCCAACUUUAUUUGAAAGAGUCAGUGGUUCUAAUCAAUCAAUAUAAUCUGAGACUCCCUAGAUGAAGGCACUGUUAUUAAAGGAAAGUGUCCUGGUGAAAAAUUCUGACCAAAGGCCUGGGCUUCUAUCCAGUGCUGCCUCUUUUCUUCUUGCCGAACUCCCAGGAGACCUUUGAGUGGUCUUUUGGGGCGUCUGGUUGGGAGAAGGACCUGUGCUUGGUGCAGAAAGUGGAAGGGUGGCCUUGUCUUAUAGAUAAUCUAUCAGAAGCCCUGCGCCUGGUGUUUCG
Molecule: messenger RNA, 1816 nt
Organism: Acomys russatus (golden spiny mouse)
Lineage: Eukaryota; Metazoa; Chordata; Mammalia; Rodentia; Muridae
Gene: Hand2
Product: heart and neural crest derivatives expressed 2
Exons: 2
Coding region: 84-737 (217 amino acids)
Biological process (GO): heart development; regulation of transcription by RNA polymerase II
Molecular function (GO): protein dimerization activity; RNA polymerase II transcription regulatory region sequence-specific DNA binding; DNA-binding transcription factor activity, RNA polymerase II-specific
Source: RefSeq, a predicted model, not a curated record